Rhizopus microsporus ATCC 52813 is the source of this 585-nucleotide messenger RNA. RefSeq lists its product as uncharacterized. The record is from RefSeq and is a predicted model, not a curated record. Lineage: Eukaryota; Fungi; Mucoromycota; Mucoromycetes; Mucorales; Rhizopodaceae. The transcript has 6 exons. The coding region runs from base 127 to 504 and encodes 125 amino acids.
AACAAACGCGUCAUAAAUUGUUGACGCUCAAUCUCGUUCAAACCCAUUUUAUCUUGAUGCAGUCUCAUCUACUUUAGUAUUUACUUUUCAGACAAAAAGUCACAUUAUGAGGUUCUUUUUUCUUUAAUGUCUUUAAACAAAUCAACAUCUGAUGCAGAAAUACCAACUGGUACUGUCCUAUUUGCUGCGGGACAGAUGAAGCAUGAUGAGUUCUGGGAUGAUACGGAGCUUAUUGAACAUUGGGAUAAGACGGUGGAGUUAUACAAAAAUCAAUAUUCAAAUGUAAAAGAAAAGACAGAGACAGAGACAAAAGGAAAGCGAAAGAAGGAAGCCUUAGAACAAGAUAUACCAAAGAAAAAGAAAGUACGUCAUACAACAAUAAAAGAUACCAGCAAGUCCAACCCAACAGACACUACUACAGCAGAAGGAGAUUUGUCCAAUCUAAUCAUGGCAUGGUAUUAUGCGGGCUAUUAUACAGCUCUUUACUCGAAACAGCACAAAUAAUCUAUCAGGCAGAAAGUACACCAAUCAUAUCUGUUGAUCGACCGCAGCAGUUUUACGAAUGAAAAAGUGACUGCGCCGCUA